This is a messenger RNA of Didymosphaeria variabile, 1953 nucleotides long. RefSeq lists its product as uncharacterized. Bases 1 to 1953 code for a protein of 650 amino acids. The record is from RefSeq and is a predicted model, not a curated record. The transcript has 5 exons. NCBI's taxonomy places the organism in Eukaryota, Fungi, Ascomycota, Dothideomycetes, Pleosporales, Didymosphaeriaceae.
AUGCAGACCGAAGACGCAAGAAAGAGGCGAGAUUUCAUCGAAUCUAACAAUCUCUCCAAAGUGAUCUGGGGCUACGAGCAUGGCGAUGUUGUAUGCGCCCAGUACCACCCCAAAGGACUAGAAGGCGGUAUGAUGGCUGAGCUGGAUUCGCAUGCCCCAACUAAGGAAAACCCUACGCCGCUAAAGGACCGCUUCUCGCCGUGGCAUGCUUGCGGCCCAGAUUAUGAGAGAUACUCGCAGGGCAUGAAGCGCACGUCGCAUCUCACGCUGGAAGGCUGCGUUUUGAGGCUCGCACCGGGUAAUAUGGGGCACGAGGCUGCGGCUAGACAGUGGGAAGAGGUGUUUGGCGUAGGGAGAAGUAGGGACUUGUUGGCUUUCACAAAUGCGAGGCUGGGGUUCAUACGGGGCCAAGAGGGAGAGCGCGAAGGUCUGGUGUCGGUAACGGUGGGCGUCAAUGGGACGAAGCAGUUUCAAGACAUUUUGGAUAGGGCGAGCAAGGCCGGUCUGUGUGGUGACGGAUGGAUCAAUAUAUGUGGGAUCAGAUGGUAUUUCGUGCUUACGGGCCAUGACCAGGCUAAGCUCUCGAUACACUACUUGCUGAAUGAGCGCCUCAUCCACGUAGAAGAUCAACUCUCGAUGCACCCUCUCCUUCCCAAACCGUCCGGACGCCAGAAGAAACCCUGGGCCGUACCGCAACUCCCCAAUCCUACACUCGCAAAGAUCAAUGCGAAAACCAUGGCUCCGAAGACGCGCUUGCAAAGGGCGUGCUCACCGCUAGAGAAACCACGUGUAGACUUGACUCACGCGUAUCUCAUGAAGUACGGCACAAUUCCGAAGUACUUGAACAUCGCGAGCACAUCGACUGGAACGCCCAACUCUCGCCCGAAUAUCUUUACGCCCUGCUCGGGUCCUCGCACCUCUGGCCCAAACGACGAGUUGAAAUUCGCCAUUUCUAUGCUCCCGUACUCCAUGAAGUACGGCACGGACGGCGCCCAUACAUACAUGUCAAACGCUCCCCCCAGCCCAAGCCAACUCUCGCUCAAAGACUUCGAAAAUGCCGCCCGCCACUACCGACUCUCGGCCCAACUUUACCAAAAUUCCGCACGGUCGGCAGUACGUCGUCGAACACCGCGACCCGCUUACCAUAAAGAAGUCAAUUCUCUGUAUGCCUUACCCUAUCCCUCCCUAAUACCAUUCAAGCUAAACCCCACAGCAAACGCCUGGGCCCUCUUCAGCAAAGACUACAAGUCUGAGGAACUCGACCAUUUCGACAUCAUCACCUCGAGCACGCCCACAGAUCGCUUCCAGAAUCAAGAGUGCCGGGCUUCGCCGAUCGUCAUCAACGCCACGCGACUUGCUGCCGAGAAAAUCAUCGAGAGGAUGGCUGAGUUCGCCAGCGUCAAGCCAACGGGGCCUGGCAGGGCGAGCGUGCAGGCUGCAAAAGCCGCCGCCAAUACUGCGGCCAACAAGACGAGCCCAAUUUCCAUCGUCAACAAUGAGGAAUUUGUCGAGAUGCCUCGCCCGGCAAAGCCAGGCCUGAAGCGUAGCGCCACAGACCCCCCCUCCGAGCACAAGGAGAAGCGCGUGCGUUUCGCAGUCGACGAGCGCAGUAGCACGAUGCUGAACGAAGAGCUGGAGAAAGCUUUUGUGCGAUACCAAGAGCAGAGGAGUGAAAUGCUUCACAACAAGGAGCGCGCCGCCAGAGAUGCCGACAUGGAGAAGCGAGACCUCGCAUGUGCAUCUGCUACCACGACCAACACUGGUGGACCUAUCGGCAGGUCACCUAAGCUCUUUGGUGAGAAUGAAAAUAUAACAUGGUCCGUAGGCACCGAGAACGUUCCCGAGAACGCGCCCAUCCCUGAGACUCCCUCCGACAAUGCUCCUACCGCCGAUGUUUCCUCCACCAGUAGCACUGUCCCCGCAGCACGCACUGGUGGCACGGGCGAGACCUAG